GUCGUACCUUUUUUUUGAGUGUAGGAUCCCACAGACCCCGGAGACGGAAGAUACGAAAUAAGGAAGAAAAAAAUUAAUUGACCAGAUUGUAUUAAGGAGAGAAAUAUAAUUCUCUUGAUUCAGUUUCCUGAUUGAAAUACUGCAUAUUCUGAGGCCAACGCGAAAGCAAGGUGCUGGAAAAAGCAAUAUGUACCAGUAUACCCCACCUUCUACCCCUAUCUCCAAAAAGUUACCAAGCUCCCAGAGCCCUUCUAAACACUGCGCUGCUUCUGGGACAAGAUCUCCUACAGAUUCAGAGGAGUCAACUCCCCUGCCCUCCAUUACUGAGCGCCUAAAUUUCAUCUGCCCAUCCCAAGAACUACUGGAAUAUUACCGAAGAAAAAUACUUGAGUUUGAUGAACAAAAUGAAGAACUAUUGAGAAAACUGGAAAAAUAUACCCACAUGUACAAGGACCAGCACAAACUGGAGAUGGAAAUCCAGCAGAGGGAGGAAGAGAUUGCUGAGUUACAGAAAGUCUUGAGUGAUAUGCAGAUCUGUCUCUUCCAGGAGCGCGAGCAUGUGUUACGCCUGUACUCAGAAAAUGACCGGUUAAAAAUCAAGGAGCUAGAAGACAGAAAAAAAAUUCAACAUCUUUUGACCUUAGUGGGAACAGAUUCUAGAGAAGUAACUUAUUUUCACAAGGAGCCUCUACACAAAGUUACGAUUCCCCAACAGACUGCUCGUUUUAAGCAGCCAAAUGAACAUGAGUUCGCUUCCAAAGCAGGUACUAAAAGAACCAUAGGAAGAUCAAUAAAAGAGAUGCAAGAAAGUCCUGAGAAAUACCAAAGAGACAAUCAGAUACUCGUGCUGCAGGUAGAAGCACUGCAAGCUCAGCUUGAGGAGCAGACCAAGCUUGCCAGAAACCAGGUCGAAGGGCUUAUAGAAGACCAACGCAUCCAUAUGGAAGAAGCACGGGUUCAGCAUGAGAGAAACCAGGAGAGGAUCAAAGUGCUGACAAACAAUCUUCAACGAACCCAGGAGUUUCUCUAUGAGAGCACCAAGGACUUCCUGCAUCUCAAAUUUGAAAAUCAAGACAAAGAGAAGGAAUGGGUGACUGAAAAGGACCAUUUACUUUGGAAAUUGAGCCAAUACGAAAAGCAGCAGCAGCAAGCACUGCAGCAUGAUGAGGAACAUUGUGAGCAACGGAUAGUCAGCAGUCUCCUGCCAGCUGUACAAGAGCUUCAACAGGAGCAAGAUCAACAUAUUCAGUCCCUCAAAGAGAAGUUGCUUCAAGAACAAAAGUUGUCUUCCAUGUACCAAGAGCAAUGUGUUGCUCUGGAGGAGGAGCUGGCCCGAAUUCGAGAAGAAGAUGCCAUGAGGCGAAAGAUCUUCAAGGACCGUUCUAACAAGAUGGGGAAGCGUUUACAAGAGAUGGUGCAUCGGUAUGACACCCUGCAGAACCGUCGUCGGCUAGAAGUGGAAGGUUUUCAGAGAGACAUCAAGACCCUGCGUGAGAAAUUGAGAGAAGUUGAGCAAAUGCUUUAUAAGGCAUCACUCAGUAUUCGACCAGACCAAGAUCUUGCCAUUCUUAAUGAGGUUCGUAAGAGCAACAAACGGACUGUUAAGAUCCAAGGAGAACUGAAGAACCUCAAGGCCAAAUUAUAUAGUUUAGAGAAUGAACUUAGGGUAUGUUAACAUCUGUUCAUAGAUAGGGGCUUGAGGCUGGUAAAGGACUGUGUCUUAAAAUCUGAGAACAAGGUUAUCAGCUACCUAAGAAAGGGUUUUGGACUGCAGGUCUUGGAACACAAUAUAUCGAGGCACAAAAGACCUGGGGCUCCGGCUGAAAAUAUCGU
This is a messenger RNA of Trichosurus vulpecula (common brushtail), 1833 nucleotides long. It is a transcript of the gene CCDC77, whose product is annotated as coiled-coil domain containing 77. Gene Ontology annotation, cellular component: centrosome. The coding region runs from base 188 to 1675 and encodes 495 amino acids. The transcript has 13 exons. The record is from RefSeq and is a predicted model, not a curated record. NCBI's taxonomy places the organism in Eukaryota, Metazoa, Chordata, Mammalia, Diprotodontia, Phalangeridae.